Hermetia illucens (black soldier fly) is the source of this 2425-nucleotide messenger RNA. RefSeq names its product nose resistant to fluoxetine protein 6-like. The record is from RefSeq and is a predicted model, not a curated record. Gene Ontology annotation, molecular function: acyltransferase activity, transferring groups other than amino-acyl groups. NCBI's taxonomy places the organism in Eukaryota, Metazoa, Arthropoda, Insecta, Diptera, Stratiomyidae. Bases 172 to 2307 code for a protein of 711 amino acids. The transcript has 10 exons.
UGUAAUUCCAUUUUUUACAUGCCGGAAUUCUCGACCAUCGAAACUACUGAAAACUAGCCCCAAAAGGAAUCAUCAUAACCAAAAUAAAUAUGAAAUAAAUCAGAGUGACAUAGUGUAUAGUGUAAAGUUAAGUGGCUUAAGUCGAGUGGUCAGUUCCUCUUUAUAUUCAAAAUGGUUCGAAUAGGUAUCCGGUGCCUAGUGGUUGCGUUGAUCCUGUCCGCGUAUGUUCGCAGUGAAUGGAAUUUUGGUGAAAUUGACAAUCUGGUCAUAGCGUACAACGAUAAGGAUUUAAAUGAUUCGAUUACUUACCAAAAAGUGAAAGAAUCACUGUAUGACAACCCAAGAAAAUUUAAUGAUACAUUGUGUGUCCUUCAGUUUCGAAGAAUAUUCGAAGGUGUAUCCAAAAAGGAGAAAUGGGCCGAGAAAGUUAUGGACUCCUGGGGACGAGUACCACCUUCAGGAUUAUAUUGGGGACGUACGAUUGACCUUGGACAUUUCGAUGAGUGCAUUAGCACAGCCCAUGAUUUUGGGGAGGAAAACGAAAUAUUCGUGGGACAGUAUUGUAUUGCGUCCUACCCUCUCCAUGUACUAUUGCAUGACAAUUUAGACAAUCAAGAAACUAUUAAGCUAAGAAAUGCACAUCCCACCGUUUUUUCAAGGGGCGUUUGCGUUCCUGAUGCAUGCAGUCUCGACAUGUUGGAUAGUAUCUUCAAGCAGUUUAUUUAUAACAGGACGAAAAUUCAAGUCAAUGAAACCAUGUUCAACGCAAAAGAAUGUACCAUAAACGAGGUUGAACGUUUUAACGGAUACGACAUUUUUGCACUAAUCGUAUUCUCCCUAGUUGGAUUGCUUGUAGUUCUCAGCACAUUUUAUGACAUAAUGACAGGAUAUCUAAACAGAAAGAGAAAUGAUUUAUACAUAAUAUUUUCAAUACCUUCGAAUGCCAAGAAACUUUUCAACAUUGAUCCGAAAAAAGGAUCAUCAUCAAGGAUUGAGUGUCUUAAUGGAAUUCGUUUCAUUUCAAUUGUUUGGGUCGUUUACGGUCAUAUUUUUGCAACUCUACCAAAUGUUCCAAUUGCUAAUUACAAGUAUCUAUGGGAAUGGUUGACUGAAAUAUACACUAUGGUCAUCGUGAGUGGUUCAUUUGCAGUUGACACAUUUUUUGUUCUUAGUGGCUUUCUGCUGGCGUAUCACCUUCUCAGAGAAAUGGAUAAAAGAGGAAGACUUACCUUCGCCCAUAUUAUGUGGAUGUACUUUCAUCGCUAUCUUCGGCUAUUUCCGAUACUGGCUGCUACUAUCCUUUUCACGACCACCCUUCAUAGAUUUAUUGGGGACGGUCCACUCUGGAAAAAAGUUGGAGGCAAGGUUGGAAUCAAUUGUCCUGAGUAUUGGUGGACAUCCUUGCUGUAUAUACAAAAUAUCGUGAACCCCUCGAAACUGUGUCUCAUCCAUACCUGGUAUUUAUCCGCCGAUACUCAACUUUACUUUCUUGCGCCACUAAUUUUGAUACCAUUACACAAGUGGGGUCGAAAAUUUGUUCCCUUCAUAAUUUUGACAAUUGUGUGUUCAAUUUCUUAUUUGUUCAUGUCUAUCCUGGGAAAUAGUCUAAGCCUGAACGCUUUGGACACACUGGCGAAUCGAAGUGACCCACUAAGUUGGGUGAAUUAUUGCAACAUACACACCCGAGCUUCGCCAUGGCUUCUUGGAAUCCUUCUGGGUUACUACCAGCGUAAUCUUAAACGAGCAACAUUCAAACUGUCCAGGCUAAGUGUUUCCGUUGGCUGGAUAUGUUGCAUUCUAUUGAUGAUAGUCUUAAUAUUUGGCCCAUAUCAAAUGCAACAGUAUCUGGGCGAACAGAACCGUGUGGCGAACGCACUUUAUGGUUCCCUAGCUAAGUUUGCUUGGGGUCUAGCGAUAGUUUGGAUCGUUUUUGCCUGCGUUCAAGGAUACGGUGGGCUGGUGAACGAAUUUUUAUCUUAUCCUCUGUGGCAACUUUUAGGACGAUUAACAUAUGCUAUUUACCUUAUUCAUCCCCCUGUGCAAGUGACAACAGCAGCUCUAGCGCGGAUGUCUGUCUUCUAUACAAACUUCGUUGCUAUUCAGAAUAUAUGGAGAGAUCUCGGGAUAAUUCUCACGAUUUCCAUUGUUCUGGCUUUGGUGUUCGAAUCGCCAAUGAUCGCACUGGAGAAGCUUCUAGUGCGGAAGAACCAUCGAAGUGAGGUGAAAACCAAUGGAAAUACGCCACAAAUUGUUUCAUUGCAUCUAAGUGAAUCGAUGGAUUGUCAAAAAACUGAAUCUAAAAGUUGAAUGUAUCUAAAUUAUAAAUAGUUUAUAAUUAAAGUACUAAAUCAAGUUUGCCUAAAUUUUUAUUAGAAAAAGGUUGACUGACGGUUUCGUCCAGGGCAGAGGCAGCUUAUCAGACGCU